AUGAAAGUCACCUUCCCUGACAAGCCGCCACAUAUGCCAGAUAAGUAUACCUGGCUCCGCCGAGUCGGUUACUCCAGCAAUUAUCACAUCGGUACUUGUAUCCCCAGCUCUGUCCUCGAAGAUGCGUGUUCUAGACUCAGUAACGGUGCCGAUGAGAACUCAGUUACGGACGCGCUGCUACGAAAGGUUUUGAUAAUAAAGAUUCCCAUCGAAGACUGCCAUAGCCCCUACGAGCAAUCGACCAUGAACAAAGAAAUACGCACUCUUCAAAAGAUAAAAGGCGAAGCGUAUUCGCGUAGCGGCGGUCAGCAUUGUGCGCAGAUAGUGGACCAUUAUGACAUGGAGACCGAGGACAAGGAGGAAACGGGUUGGCUAGUCAUGGACACUGUCCCGCUGUCUUGCGACCUCGCUGCAAUCUCCUUGUUCGAUACUCGGGCGAAGCUUCCGGAGGCUCUUCUUUGGCUUGUCGUCACGCAGAUGUACGAUAUAUUUUGGUUCCUACAACACGACUGCACCCCAUAUAUCACACAUCGAGACCUCGGUAGUAGCAGCAUCGUCAUCAGUUUUCCUCACGAACAAGGCCAGAACAGCGAGAGUGCUGCUGCCAAGCAACCAAAAGUUACUCUAGUUGGGUUUGGAGGGAGUGUCAUCGAAGACAACAAUGACCCGGUGAAGAUGAAGACAGACGCAUUAUUUGGGAAUGAAGCAAUUAUGGAAGACGUCAUGAACCUGGUCACUGAGAUUUGUAAUCUCGUGAAGAGGUGCUACGACUACAGCACCAGUAUACGGGGUACGGGAAAAAUCAUUAGGAGCACAGUGGUCCUUCUGGACGAAGAUGCGCCAGAAGAGGUGGACACCUUCUUUCGGGGGGCGAACUCUAUGACCAGCUUGAAGGAACUGUGGGCUGAUAUCGGGGAGUUCGCUAAGAAGCAAUUGGAGAAGGUCGGCGAUGAGGAGUGGGAGGAGUUGAAGGACUUGGUUCUUGAGAUUGAGAAAUCGGGAGGGAGUUUGAGGGGUGUCGUCAAGGACGUUCUGAAGGGUCAUCCUGCGGAGGAUUAG
Messenger RNA from Alternaria arbusti, 1059 nucleotides. RefSeq lists its product as uncharacterized. Bases 1 to 1059 code for a protein of 352 amino acids. Gene Ontology annotation, biological process: protein phosphorylation. The record is from RefSeq and is a predicted model, not a curated record. The transcript has a single exon. Gene Ontology annotation, molecular function: ATP binding; protein kinase activity. Lineage: Eukaryota; Fungi; Ascomycota; Dothideomycetes; Pleosporales; Pleosporaceae.